Molecule: messenger RNA, 1300 nt
Organism: Mixia osmundae IAM 14324
Lineage: Eukaryota; Fungi; Basidiomycota; Mixiomycetes; Mixiales; Mixiaceae
Exons: 2
Coding region: 10-882 (290 amino acids)
Biological process (GO): inner mitochondrial membrane organization; cardiolipin acyl-chain remodeling
Cellular component (GO): mitochondrial membrane
Molecular function (GO): 1-acylglycerophosphocholine O-acyltransferase activity
Source: RefSeq, a predicted model, not a curated record
CAUCAUCGCAUGCCUGAAAGAGCUUACCUGAGCUUCUUCGUCAAGGCCAUCUCGAAAGCAUUCCUUGGAACGGCAUGUCGUGUACACGUCAACGGUCUCGAGCGAUUCGUGUCUCUCGUCGAACGCAAGAAAGGAUUGAUCACUUAUUCCAACCACAUCUCUGUCCUCGAUGAUCCUCUCACUUGGGGCGUCAUGCCCUUGCGCAAUUGUCUCGACAAGCGCACUGUUCGGACGACACUGGGCGCAUCUGAUAUUUGCUUCACCAACCCGCUCUUCACAGCAUUCUUCAGUGCAGGCCAGACGAUAGAGACGCACCGAGGUGCAGGAAUCUAUCAGCAUGCGAUUGAUGUGGCCAUUGAGAAGCUCAAUGCCGGGCAUUGGCUACAUAUCUAUCCGGAAGGAUACGUUGGGCAGACUUCGCCGACGACGGGCAAGCUAAGACGCUUCAAAUGGGGCCUAGCACGGUUGCUGCUCGAAGCGAACCAUGCACUACCGCAUGAGCAAGGCGUGGAAAUUGUACCCAUCUUCAUACAAGGCUUUGAGAAAGUUAUGCCCGAAGAACGUGGAUUUCCUCGCUUCUUGCCUCGACUGGGUCAACGGAUCACCAUCACCUUUGGGGAGCCAGUCACUCAACUCGUCAGGCCUCUCAUCGAGCUGGAAGAUCUUUCAACAGGCAAGGUCGUCAAGCAGAUCACGCUCCAGACAACAGAUUCGCAAGAAGGCUCCCUGGCAAUUGAGGACAGAGCGGGCGUUCGCGGCAGGCCGCGGCCACCACUGUAUAAACGCGAAGAUCCUACGCUGCCAGAUCGACGCUCCAAACUCGUUGCUGUCUUGCAAGAUGCGCUCGAAAGCCUCGGCGCCAGAACGCUGCCAGAAGCGUGACGGUGCCGCCAAGCGCACACAUGAGAAAUAAACUCUUGCCUGGACAUCGCGCUCUCAGGCUCUCGUGCGCGGAAGAUCCAGCUAGAAUGGGUCGACGUUGGCGCAAGUGCUGGAACAAUUGCCACACCUACCUCCAGCUACAGCUUGUCGAGUCAUGUAGCACCUCGAGUGCCUGCUACGGUCCUCGGUCUGUUAGGAUUUCGCGAUGGCUCCUGGGUCACAUUUCUCGUCGCUAUUGUGCCUCACUCGUCUUUCACCCCAUUGAGAAGCACAAUAACAAUACUGACUGUAUAGAGACAUCUGGUCUCACGAAUCAAUGCCCUCACUCGGUGGUGACCUUGAGAUUGGCUUCUCGCAGAGCGCCAUGCCGGACCGUAGAGCAAGCCUGUAGGCACAUGCACUUCUUUCAAUCGCGAGA